[Torrubiella] hemipterigena is the source of this 1023-nucleotide messenger RNA. The record is from the annotation of a GenBank genome assembly. NCBI's taxonomy places the organism in Eukaryota, Fungi, Ascomycota, Sordariomycetes, Hypocreales, Clavicipitaceae.
AUGGCUCCCUCACCUCGCUCUUUGAAGCCAGCCCCCCCACCACCUCAACCUUCAUCGCCACCAACCCCCUCCUCACCCUCACCCUCACCAUCACCAUCAUCUUCACCAGAAGAAACUCUCAAAUCACCCUCUCUCUACUCCGACAUCUUCUACGACGCCUCCCACCACCUCCACGCCACCCCCUCCUCCCAAACCAUCGACUCCCUCGCCCCCAUCGAGACCUUCUUCCGCAAAAACCCGCGCUUUCUCUACUCCGCCGCCGCCCUCAAAGACCACCCCUACAACCCCCUCACGCCCGAAGUCGUCCUCCUCGGCGCUAGCAACGUCGGCAAAUCAUCCUUCCUCAACGCCCUCGUCUCCCGCUCCGGCACCGCGCGCGUCGGCCCCCGGCCCGGCAAAACCACCCUCAUGAACGCCUACGGCGUCGGCCCCGCGCCCAUCACGCCCAAAAAGGACCUAACACCAGGCACACACAAGCCCACGCAUCCUCUCAUUGUCAUGGACACGCCAGGCUACGGGUUCAAGAGUAAAGCUACAUGGGGCAAGUCUAUUGUCGAGUACCUUGCAUCGCGCAAGGCCUUGCGGGGCGCGAUUGUCCUGCUGUCCUCGGAGAAGAAGCUGCUCGAUACGGACCGCUGGAUCCUCAAGACGCUGGCAGAUACAAAUACGAGAACACUGGCUGUCCUGACAAAGGUGGACAAGGCAAAGGGCCGAUGGUCGGUCGUUGGGUCAGACAUGGCGCGGGCGCUGCAGGAGGAGCUGCGAGCGCUCGAGGUGCAGUCUGACUAUGAGUGGUCAGAGGGGUCGGGUUGGGUGCCAGAUGUGUAUCUAACAGCGGCGGGGAUGCGAGGCGCAUCGAAUACGCUGGGUAAUGGUGGUGGCAUGGGUGGUGUGAGAGCAGCGAUAUUGGAAAUGGCAGGUAUUGAUCUUGGUGUCAAGAGGGCAAAGACGCCAGAGGAGCCUCAAAAUAAGUCUUACGAAGGAAAGAUUGUAUCAUUUGAUGAUUUGCAGUGGAAGAAAUAG